This is a messenger RNA of Cylas formicarius (sweet potato weevil), 2575 nucleotides long. Its product is annotated as TAR DNA-binding protein 43-like. The transcript has 8 exons. The record is from RefSeq and is a predicted model, not a curated record. Lineage: Eukaryota; Metazoa; Arthropoda; Insecta; Coleoptera; Brentidae. Gene Ontology annotation, cellular component: nucleoplasm. Gene Ontology annotation, molecular function: RNA binding. Gene Ontology annotation, biological process: regulation of gene expression. Bases 110 to 1522 code for a protein of 470 amino acids.
UGUUGGCAACGUGGCCUCGGCCAUUUUGACGUUUGACCUAACAUAUCCGUCAAAACAAACGGCCCCAGCCUGGAUCUCGUGCGAAAGUUUGAGUGGUUGGCCUGAGAAAAUGUCUAUCGAGUACCUGCAGGUGGCUGAAGAUGAGGGCGAGGAGCCUAUCGAGUUGCCCACCGAAGACGACGGCACGUUACUCAUUAGCACGCUGUCGGCCCAAUUCCCGGGCGCCUCGGGUCUCAAAUACAGAAACCCCGAAAAUAAGGCUGCCAGGGGAGUGAGGCUGAGCGACGGGCGGUUGCACCCGCCCCCCGACGGGGGCUGGGGAUCGAAUAUUUACUACUGCGUUUUCCCUAAAGAAAAUAAACGUAAAAGCGACGACAACUUGGAAAAUUCGACAGCCAAAACGAAACGGAUCGAAACGAAACUCCGUUGCACCGAUCUUAUAGUGUUAGGCCUUCCGUGGAAGACGACAGAACAAAACUUGCGAGAGUACUUUGAAUCAUUUGGUGAGGUGCUAAUGGCGCAAGUUAAAAAAGACCCGAAAACGGGCCAAUCCAAAGGAUUUGGUUUUAUUCGGUUCGCAUCUUACGAGUCUCAGAUGAGAGUUUUAGCACAGAGACACAUGAUCGAUGGCAGAUGGUGCGACGUCAAAGUACCGAAUUCGAAAGAAGGUUAUGUGCAGCAAGUACCUUGCAAAGUCUUUAUUGGGCGGUGCACGGAAGACAUAACCGUCGACGAUUUGAGGGAAUAUUUUGGCAAAUUUGGAGAAGUGACCGACGUUUUUAUUCCUAAACCCUUUCGCGCUUUUAGUUUUGUAACGUUUCUGGACCCUGAAGUGGCGCAGAGCCUCUGCGGGGAGGAUCACAUAAUCAAAGGCGUUUCUGUGCACGUGUCGAAUGCCGCUCCUAAGCAGGAUAACCGUCUGAAGCAAUCGGGAUAUGAUUCGCGUAAUGGAUAUGAAGGUAGAGGUGGCGGGUAUAACCGAAACAGUGGGAUGGGAGGGUCUGGGAUGGACGGAUCGGGAACGUAUGCUUCCCAAAGGUAUAACGGGCCGCCGGGCUUGCCAGGGCCCAGUCAAGGAAACUGGGGCAACCAGGGCGGUUCGAGGGGCAGUCUCGAAAUGCCAAACCUACAAACUUUAGGUAUUUCGGGGCAAGGCCAACCAAAUAACAAUCAAGGCAGCUGCAACCCCAUGGGUUUGGGCUUGAAUUUGGGCGGGCUACCUGUCAAUCCUGCUCUGGUGGCGGCCGCCUUGAACCAAGCGAGCUGGGGCCUCAUUAACAAUCUACAGAACCAAUCCGAGCCCAAUUUCAACCAGAAUUUCAGCAACGGACCGCCGGGCAACAAUAACGGCAACGGCGGUCUCGGCAAUAGGGGGAAUCCCAACGGGGGCGGCAGCGGGCAGGGUCCCGGAUUUUUGAACUGGAUGCCUCAGGGAACGGGCGGCGCCAGUCAGGACGGCGGUCAGUGGCCGGCCAGGCCCAAACACGAGAAGAACUUUGCGCAGUAUGAGUCUGGCUUUUAAUGUGUUCACGGGCUUUCGUCUAUCAUUUAAUUGCGCUUGCUUAGCACUUGUCAAAAGGAUGUGGGAAGAGUAUCUAGAAAAAGGUGAAAAAUUUUGUUGUAUAUAGUUUUAGUUUUGUUAUGAAAAAUGGUCGGAUCCCGAGCAAAUCCGAAACGAUUAUUUAAUCAAAUUAUUGCCACUGCUGUUGUCUCGAUUGGUUCGCGUCCGACCAAUUUUGUAUAAGAUGUAUUUAUAUUUUAUGAGUGUUCUAGAUUAAAGGGAAUUUGGAAGAAUGGAGGUAGUUGUAUGUUAGUGGUUUGGUAAAUAUUUAGGUUUUCUUAGGUGUAUAUGUCAAGAAUCGUAGUAAUUCGUUGAAAAAUUAUACGCGAAAGAUUGAUUGAAACGUGAUUCUUUCCCUAUUCAAAUUGUGACGUUUGUGAAUGGCGUUUUGUGUGGGCUGUACAGCAAUUCUGCAAGGCUCUAUAUCUUGGUACGUAUGUUGACUCCAGCCAAAGACACUAAACCACAGGAGGAAGGGAUCCAACACUUCACUUUCAGGAAUAAUUUAACCCGCUUACCUGGCAACACAUUUUUCUAGAUUUCUAAGGUUUCCCUUGAAGCUGAAUUUCAGUUGUCGGGUUUUUAGACGGUUUUUCUAAUUUACGUUUUGCUUAACUUGUCACCGCCGAACCAGUCUUGUUUAUUGUCAAUAUUACUUGUGUAUUCUGUGGUUCCGGCUGAUUGGACAUCCUUAAUACUGUGGUUAAGUGACUUUUAUCCCUACCAAUUGAUGGUCAAAACUUGCUUUUGUGUGCCGUUUUGAAGUAUUUUCUAGUUUAUUAAAUCGUUAAAAAGUUGAAAAAAUAUGUUGCCAUCAAUUGGUUUGCCUUCGCAAAUCUUGUUUGAAAGUAAUUUUUCUUUCGUUUCGGUGUGGAAAGUCGAAGAAUUUGUUUAAGGAAACCUUUACCUCUUUGUUGUAUUUAGGCAGCGAAUAAGAGAGAGAGAUAAAAGAAGGGGGAAAGGAGAAAAGAAAACGCCACCCAAUUUAACGAAUGAAGAUUUAUAUUAAUAAAG